AUGGAAGAAGAAACUGUAAACCCUGAACCACAGACCGGUACUUCUGAAGAAGACAACAAUGGAGAACAACCCAUGCCGGACCUCCCUGACCAAGACCCUAGCUCCUCAGAUUCCAACUCUGAUUCUGGCUCGGAGGACGGGGACCAAGCCCAGAAAAACCUGCAGCUCCAAACCCUAGAAGCCGAGCUCUUGACCAAUCCUGGCAACUACAAUGGUCAUGUCCAAUACAUAAAGAUUUUGAGGCAAAUGGCUGACAUUGAAAAGCUGAGGCAAGCAAUGGAAGCUAUGAAUGAGCUGUUUCUGUUAACCCCUUCUAUGUGGCAGGAUUGGGCUAAGGAUGAAGCUUCUCUGUCCACAGGGUCUCAUGCUUUUCCUGCUAUUGAAAAGCUUUAUGAGCGAGGAGUCUUUGAGUACCUGUCUGUCUCUCUUUGGCAUGAAUACUUGUAUUUUGUUCAACAAAAUGAUCCCUCAGUAAGAGAAUGUUCGUCUGCUGGUAUUUUGAAGGCAAGAAAUCUAUUUGAACGGGUCCUUACGGCAGCUGGUUUGCAUGUUUCUGAAGGCAAUAAACUAUGGGAAGGGUACAGGGAAUUUGAACAAGCUAUAUUUUUUGAUGAGACUGACAAUCAGGCAAGAGAAAAGCAAAUUCAGCUCAUUCGUAAUUUAUUCCACCAUCAGUUGUCAGUUCCCCAUGUUGAUAUGAGGUCAACACUUUUGGAUUACAAGGCAUGGGAGGUGGAACAAGGAAACAUUCUUGAUGCUGGCUCCAGCGGCCUGGAUUGGAUUUCAUCCCAUGUUGCCUCAGUAUACCAAAAAGCGUUGGAAUUGUAUAAUGCUAGCUUUCAUCUUGAAAAACAGAUUUGUCAGCAGGAUAUGUCUGACUCAGAAGGACUUCAAAAUUUCAUUAACUACUUCAGCAGGAUAUGUUGUAUGAACGUGCUAUUACUGACUUUCCUGUAUCCAGUUAUCUCUGGCUUGAAUAUACUCACUAUUUGGAUAAAACAUUGA
Molecule: messenger RNA, 1005 nt
Organism: Prunus armeniaca (apricot)
Lineage: Eukaryota; Viridiplantae; Streptophyta; Magnoliopsida; Rosales; Rosaceae
Source: the annotation of a GenBank genome assembly